This is a messenger RNA of Dimorphilus gyrociliatus, 1375 nucleotides long. NCBI's taxonomy places the organism in Eukaryota, Metazoa, Annelida, Polychaeta, Dinophilidae. The record is from the annotation of a GenBank genome assembly.
GGACUGACUAAUCUCCGGACGGAGGGAGCGCUCUAAAUAUUUCUUGUAAAGAAAUCAGGGACACUUAAAAUUGUGAUAUAAGUUAUCUAAUGACAUAAUAAGUUGUGUUUGAUAUUUUAAAGGAUCUUUUCCUGGAUUAUUUUAGGUAAAUUUUUAUGCAACGAUCUUCUAGCUUUCAUGUUCAAAGUGUAAGUAUUCUAUCCGAAUCAUAAUAUAUUUUUUUGUUGCGCAGAACCGUUAUUAGUCAUACCAUUUUUUUUAUACAACUCUAAGCCUAGUUAUUCUAGUAGUUUUUCUACAUUUUAAUAAUUUUAUGAUUUAUAGGGUUUUUUAUAAAAAUUAUAGUAAAGAGAAAUGGAAAUUUUGAAGCAUUUCUCCAGAUUGGCUCUGGCAAUAUCAGCAACUUCUUUACUAUAUCUGAUUUGGAGAAGAAAAUAUCAGAAACAACUAAAGAAUAGCACGUGUUUUAUUAUAUCCUCUCAAUCUUUAUUUUAAUGUGAAAUUUUAUAUAUAUAUAAAACAGAUAAGAACGUUCCUGCACCAAAUUCUUCUCAAAAGAAUGUUACGUCUACAAUACAAAAGCUGGAAAAGAUUGAAAAUGCUAACGUCACGAAAGAACAAUUAACUAGCUUGAUAUAUUUGCUGAAUAACAAUAAUAAUUUGAAAGAAUCGGAUCAAGUUAAAAUUCUUAGUACAUUAACGAAUGCGGCUGCAUUUGCUACAAAUAUGGGUAUUUACUAAACUGUUGAAAUAUAUAUAUAUAUAUAUAUAUAUAUGUAUAUACAGUAUAUACUUAUAUUCUGUUUCUUAAUUCAUGCUAGACACGUUACGAUUAUGUCUAGAUACAGUAAUAGACAUGGCAAACAAUCUGUCACAAUUUGAGAAAGACGAUACUAAAGCGAUUGUUCUACGUUUAAUAAAUAAUUUAAGUAUGAAUAUUCAAAAUCAAAAAAUAUUACAGAUACUUAUACAACCAUUAAUUGAGAUAUAUUUGGAUAAAAAACAUUCAAAAGUUAUAAAACUUGCUACUAUACAAUGUCUGACAAAUUUAUCGACAUUAAAUGAAUAUCAUUAUUAUUUUGUUGAAGAUACUUCACAGUUAUUGGACAGAUUUGACGAAGAACAAGACUCAAGCCUCAAAAAAGGCAACCUAAGCGUUUUAGUUAAUUUAUCAUCAAAUAAUAAAUAUUGCCACAAUUUCAUUCAUCUACCGCUUCCUGAUUGUCAUAAUUUUAUAACAUCGGAAGACUAUCCUGAUUCAACAGUGCAGAAAAAGUACUUUUCGUUUGUAAAUAAUAUUCUACGUAACGUUGAAAGAAAUUUAAUGGAGCAUUGCGAAGAAGGAACUAUUGGUUAUUGUCUAUUAAAUAACUAA